Molecule: messenger RNA, 1418 nt
Organism: Musa acuminata AAA Group (dessert banana)
Lineage: Eukaryota; Viridiplantae; Streptophyta; Magnoliopsida; Zingiberales; Musaceae
Product: protein CutA 1, chloroplastic-like
Exons: 6
Coding region: 708-1049 (113 amino acids)
Biological process (GO): response to metal ion
Molecular function (GO): copper ion binding
Source: RefSeq, a predicted model, not a curated record
AUAUGUGUGGUACUGUCACAUGAUGAUCUGCGAGAUCAUUCUUGCUGUCGGAACUUUGACGAUUAUGUAUUCUUUUACAUCAUAUGAUAUUGAUUCUUGAGAAUAAGCUCAUUGAUGUUCUUUGUAGUGUUUCAAGAAACAAAUUAUAGUUGUUCGGUGUUGUCGUCUCCAAUUGAAACCUGUAUGUUUCACCUGUUUGAGUGAAUGCUAUUAUUGAGGCACUUUGUCCUCCAUGAUUUGUCCGAAAAGGAAUAUAUUAAUUUCUUGAUGAAUUCUAUUUAACUGAGAUAUCUAUGUUUUACCUGUUUGAGUGAAUGCUAGAAGGAGUCGCUGACAUCCAGAAUUGUCCAAAAUGCUAGAAUGAUUCUUGCAACUCAGUGCAGGCUUCUAGUUGACGUUGGUAUCUUGUUCAGGCUUGAUGGGAGUCAUGGGGCAUAUUUUGUUUCCUCGGCAGGCGAGGCCUUCCGUUCUUGCAUCUUGUACAGGCUUGCCAGGUCCAUUUUUUGGUUGGGAAAAUCCUGUCCCUUUUAUCAGUACUAGCUAUGAGCACUAGCUGUGAGCUGGGACUUGGUUCUAUCAUCUACGUGAGAUGAGGACAUGUUUAUUAGAAUUUUUCCAGCAUACGGGAUCACAAUGUAGGUUUCAGUCUGGUACCCAAGUCAAAGUUUGUUAACCAACCAUCCACCAGAGGUCUUCACUCUACUGGAAUGGAGGGUGCUUUAACGACUGUUCCAUCCAUUGUUGUUUAUGUUACUGUUCCAAACAAAGAAGCAGGCAUGAAGCUUGCAGAAAGCAUCAUCAAGGAAAAACUUGCUGCAUGCGUCAAUCGAGUGCCAGGUAUCGAGUCAGUUUAUUGGUGGGAUGGCAAGGUGGAGACGGAUGCUGAGGAGCUACUCAUAAUCAAGACUCGGGAGUCCCUUCUCGAUGCCUUGACCCAACAUGUGAAAUCCAAUCACGAGUACGACGUUCCUGAGGUCAUUGCCCUGCCCAUCACUGGUGGCAACGAAAAGUACCUCGAGUGGAUCAAGGACAGUACCAGAGACGACUAGUGUGUAUAUUUUCCCUGCCUGCGGAUGAACCAUAACGGAUUUGCGUGCUACAUCUGCACUCGUAUUAUGUUAAUUUCCCAACAGUUGUAUAUAUAUAUAUAUAUAUAUAUAUAUAUAUAUAUAUAUAUAUAUAUAUAUAUAUAUAUAUAUAUAUAUAUAUAUCCUUAAGAUGAUGAAAUCCAAACACGUUUGUCCCUACAAUUUCUGCUAAUGUGAGCCUGACAUCACAUGAUCCAAUCAGGCUGUUAUGAGAAGGAAAACAAAACUCGCCUUGACCUUGUGUAGUAAAACCAUAACAGCUAAUACGAUCACAGGAGGAAGAGCCACAUGUUGAGGAGGCUUUCAUUUGGAUAGUUCCAUUAAACUUGA